Messenger RNA from Macadamia integrifolia, 1984 nucleotides. Its product is annotated as beta-glucuronosyltransferase GlcAT14B-like. Gene Ontology annotation, molecular function: glucuronosyltransferase activity. Bases 309 to 1604 code for a protein of 431 amino acids. The transcript is spliced from 4 exons. NCBI's taxonomy places the organism in Eukaryota, Viridiplantae, Streptophyta, Magnoliopsida, Proteales, Proteaceae. Gene Ontology annotation, cellular component: membrane. The record is from RefSeq and is a predicted model, not a curated record.
CUUAUUGCUAACCAAACUUUUUGUUUUUCAUGGAGGAUGAAGUUGCAUACCUAAUUUUAAUGGUUAAGUUGUUGCUCUCAAGUCUCAAACAACAAAAGUGACCUCACAACCCAAGAACCAGUCACCAUUCCUCAUUGGAUUCAAGUAGUAUUGGACCCUCUCCUUUUCUCUAUAUACACUAUACAGAGCUUUUACAAGUAGAAGACUCAGAAGUCUUUCGAAAGUUCCAAUUUUUUGACAUCUAGAUUGCUAGUGUGGUCUGUAAAGUUUGCUACUUUUAAUCUCUGCUAAAUAAUUUUUCUCCUCAAAUGAAGAAUUCUAGUCCCUCAAUCCUCUACAGACUCUUUCUUCUUCCCAUGGAGAGCAACAACAAGAAAAAAUGGUUUCUUCCACUUGUUUGUUCUCUCCUCUUAUCUUCCCUUUUCAUCUCUGCUUCUCUCUUCUCCUACUAUGAUCUCUCACCAUUCUCCCGCAGCUCAUCCAAUACAAAGAAUCCCAUUUUUAUUGAAUCGAAGCUGCGUAUCUCUUCAACUUCUUCCACUAACCCGAUUCCACGGAUUGCUUACCUGAUCUCUGGAUCUACUGGUGAUGGAGAGAGUUUGAAGAGGACCCUUAAAGCCCUUUAUCAUCCUCUCAAUCAUUAUGUUGUGCAUUUGGACCUUGAAGCUUCUCCAUCCGAGCGGCUUGACUUGGUCGAUUUUGUACGCCGAGAGCCGCUUUUUGCUAAGGUGGGUAAUGUUAGGGUUGUUAUGAGAUCGAAUUUGGUGACUUACAGAGGGCCGACGAUGGUUAGUAACACACUUCACGCAGCUUCGAUUUUGUUCCGGGAGGGGGGAGAUUGGGAUUGGUUUAUUAAUCUCAGCGCUUCGGAUUAUCCUUUGGUCACACAAGAUGAUCUGCUUCAUACUCUGUCCCCCAUCCCAAGAUACCUUAACUUUAUUGAGCAUACUAGUGACAUUGGAUGGAAAGAGUUACAGAGAGCCAAGCCCUUGAUCAUAGAUCCUGGGCUCUAUAGCCUGGAAAAAUCUGAUGUGUUCUGGGUUUCAGAGAAAAGGAGUGUUCCUACAUCAUUUAAGUUGUUUACAGGUUCUGCUUGGAUGAUGCUAUCUCGCCCAUUCAUUGAAUAUUGUUUGUGGGGUUGGGAGAACCUCCCACGAGUAGUCCUGAUGUACUAUGCCAACUUCCUGUCAUCACCUGAGGGUUACUUCCACACAGUCAUUUGCAAUGCUGAAGAGUUCCGUAACACAACUGUAAACCAUGACCUCCACUUCAUCUCUUGGGAUAAUCCCCCAAAACAGCAUCCACAUUUUCUCAAUGCCAAUGACUUUCAGAGAAUGGUUGACAGCAAUGCUCCCUUUGCGAGGAAGUUUGGCAGGAAUGAGUCGGUUCUAAACAAGAUCGAUGAGGAUCUUUUGAGCCGUUCUGUUGAUGGGUUUGUUCAUGGUGGAUGGUUUGAUAAUGGGGCAAACAUGAGCUCAAUUGUCCAACAUUACUCCCCAGUGAAUGCGAUUAUGCUUAGGCCUGGGCCUGGUGCAGAACGACUCAAACGUCUCAUCAAUGGUUUGCUGUCACAGGAGGAUUUCCAUGGAAAGCAGUGUACCUGAUGCCCAAAUUGAGAAAAUAGUCGAAGUGCUGAAGAUGAUCUUCUUGUGAUGCAGAAUACAUCUCCGACUGGUUAUGGCAGCUGCUUGUCUUGCUGCCUCUGCUGUCCAUGCUACUCUGUUUGUAAAAUAACUCCAGGUGGAUGAAUUCUCCUUCUGGGUAAUAAUCAGUUUGAGAAGGGUUGGGAAGGGGGAAGUGGGUGGUGAUGGACUGAGAGAGGGGGAAGGUUAGGAGAAUGAGCUAGGAUGGGAGAGUCCUCCCUACUGCUGGCCUAACCAUUGAUCAUUUAUGGACUCUGCUCAAUUUGUAUGCACAAUGGCCUAAAUGUAGUUCUAAGCAUCGUUACAGGGAAAUGAGUAAAUUUUGGAUGCCCAUUCCAUGA